AUGAUAAUUAAUAAUUAUUUAAUAAUAUUUGGAUAUUAUACUUCAAUAACUUUUUGGGUUAUUUCAAUUUUAAUUUACAUUUUAAAGAUAUUUAAUGAUGAUUUUGGUACUUUCACCUCUUAUGGAAAAUUAAAAUUUGGUUUAAAUAGUAAAGAAAAAAAGGAAAAUAAGAACAAAAUUAAUGAUAAUGAACAAAAUUCUAUAACUUCAAUUUUAAAUUUAUUCUUUUUAGAUAAAGAAAUAAUAGAUACAAAACAAGCAUGGAUGCUUUUUUAUACAGUUUUAUUAGUUUUAUCAAAUUUAUUCUUUUUUAUUUUAUCGGAGGAAAAUGAUAAAAGUACAUCAACACAAAUUUUAUUUAUUUUAUUUUUCAUUCAAGCUGGGAGAAGAUUAUAUGAAACUCAUUUCAUUCAAAAGCAUAGAAAAUCAGAUAUGAAUUUAUUAUUAUUUAUUUCAGGUUUAUGUUAUUAUAUAUUUUUAACAUUAUCAGCAUUCACUGAAACAAUUUAUAAAAUUAAUCAUUCAAAAUCUGAAACUAUAUCAAUUAAUAUUUUCAAUUUAUUAUUAUCACUUUUAUUAUUUUCAAUUGGUUCUUUUGAACAAUUUAAAUCACAUGAAAUUUUAUCAUUAAUUAGAAGCAAUAAAACAAAUUUGUCCUCUUCCUCCACAACCAGAACCACCACCACUACUAAUAAAAAUAAAACUAAAAAUAAUAUUUUAAAUAAUAUUAUGGGUUUUGAAGUUGAUGAUAGUAGUGAUGAAGAUGAUAAUGAUAAUGAUAAUAUUCAAAAUAAGAAUUUUGAUGAUAAAAUUGAAUAUAAAACAACACCUUCUACAAAAUAUGAAAUACCAAACGGUAGAUUAUAUCAAUAUGUAUCAUCACCUCAUUACUUAUCAGAGAUUUUAAUUUAUUUUUCUUUUUUGAUUUUAACUAAUUUCAAAUUGAACUCUUUAAUCGUCAGAUUUGGUUUUUAUUAA
Dictyostelium discoideum AX4 is the source of this 978-nucleotide messenger RNA. RefSeq lists its product as hypothetical. Gene Ontology annotation, cellular component: endomembrane system. Gene Ontology annotation, molecular function: oxidoreductase activity, acting on the CH-CH group of donors. The transcript has 3 exons. NCBI's taxonomy places the organism in Eukaryota, Evosea, Eumycetozoa, Dictyosteliales, Dictyosteliaceae. Bases 1 to 978 code for a protein of 325 amino acids. The record is from RefSeq and is a predicted model, not a curated record. Gene Ontology annotation, biological process: lipid metabolic process; dolichyl monophosphate biosynthetic process.